GCUGAAGAAGGAGAGGAGUGCAGAAGAGGUGAGGAAGAGCGUUUAGAGUCGAGCUCUGGUUCCCACACCGAGGAGCUUCAUCGCUCAGACUCUCUGUCCCUCUGCUGCUUUCUCUCCCUGCCGGGUCAACCUCAGCGUCUGAAGGGCCAACGCCACACCCAACAGCAGGAUGCAGCGCAUCAGGGAAAGCAUUCACAUUCGCACCAUGAAGGCCAAGAGAAAAGUGGAGGAGAUCUCUAAAGAGGACGUUCAGGCCUUCCUGAAGAAGAACUCCUUUGUGCUCUUCACAGUUGGAGCAGUUAUUGUAGGAAUCGUUCUCGGAUUCGCGCUGCGCCCCUACAAAAUGACCUAUCGAGAAGUGAAGUACUUCUCCUUCCCUGGUGAGCUGCUGAUGAGGAUGCUGCAGAUGUUGGUCCUGCCUUUGCUGAUCUCCAGUCUAAUAACAGGAAUGGCAGCUUUGGACAGCAAAGCCUCAGGAAAGAUGGGCAUGAGAGCCGUAAUUUACUACAUGACCACAACCAUUAUCGCAGUGUUCAUCGGUAUUAUCAUCGUGCUCAUCAUCCACCCAGGAAAAGGCUCUAAAGAUGAGUUUGGGAAGCAGCAGACCAUCGAGCAAGUCAGUCCUGCCGAUGCCUUCCUGGACCUGAUCAGAAAUAUGUUCCCACCAAACUUGGUCCAAGCCUGCACGCAACAGUUCAAAACCAAAUAUGGAAAACGAACAGUUCAUGUGACGGUGACUGUGAAUGACACCCUCUUUAACUCAACCAACGGCACCCAGGAGACCAUGGAGAUCACAAGAGAGGAAGUUAUCCCGGUGCCAGGUCAAGUGAACGGGGUCAAUGCUCUCGGGCUGGUGGUCUUUUCCAUGUGCUUUGGUCUAAUCAUUGGCAACAUGAAAGAGCAGGGCCAGCUCCUGCGGGAUUUUUUUGACAGCCUGAACGAAGCCAUCAUGCGCCUGGUCGCCAUCAUUAUGUGGUAUGCUCCCAUUGGCAUCUUGUUCCUGAUUGCAGGAAAGAUUGUGGAGAUGGACGAUCUGACCCAGAUGGGUGGCCAGCUGGGCAUGUAUACCAUCACGGUCAUCAUCGGCUUGAUGAUCCAUGCUGUUCUUAUUCUGCCCACUCUUUAUUUUGUCAUUACUCGCCAGAACCCCUUCAUCUUCAUCGCAGGGCUCCUGCAAGCUUUGGUAACGGCUCUGGGGACCUCCUCCAGCUCCGCCACGCUGCCAGUCACCUUUAAAUGUCUGGAAGAAAACAACAGAAUCGAUAAGAGGAUCACUCGCUUCGUGCUGCCCGUGGGCGCCACCAUCAACAUGGACGGAACCGCACUGUAUGAAGCAUUGGCAGCCAUCUUCAUUGCUCAGGUCAACAACAUGGAGAUGAACUUUGGACAGAUUAUCACCAUCAGUAUCACAGCAACUGCAGCCAGCAUUGGUGCUGCCGGCAUCCCUCAGGCAGGUCUGGUUACCAUGGUGAUUGUGCUGACCUCCGUUGGACUUCCCACUGAUGACAUCACUCUCAUCAUUGCAGUUGAUUGGUUCCUGGAUCGUCUGCGCACUACCACCAAUGUCCUGGGCGACUCGAUUGGCGCUGGCAUUGUCGAGUUCCUGUCCCGGCACGAGCUCCGCAGCAAAGAUGUGGAGAUGGGAAACUCAGUGCUGGAGGAGAAGGAGAGAAAGAAACCUUACAAACUCAUCUCCCAGGACAGCGACUUCGAGAAUGACAAACGCGGCCACAGCGAAUCCAACAUGUAGCUCUGAGGUCAGCAGGCGCGCAUGUAGGGUUCCCGACUCCCAGAGCGGGGACCGGAUCUACUGUCAUGACUUCACAUCGUGGCUUUGUUAACAUUCCUUUACUGGUCCAUCCCAGAGGCCAAAACCACAUCAUCCAUCAGUGUGUCACAUAGUUAGCUAGUGUCCGACUUGUGUUUGCUGCUCUAAUUACAGGCUGGGCGUUGGCCAUAUAAAAGGACCCCCAAUAAAAGGAAGUGGGGACAAAGCUCAUCUGUUAAAGUGAAAAAUAUAAUCACACUCUGUGGUUUCAGUCACAGACUGUAUAAAAAGAUAGACACAGUCAUCACUAGUUUGACUCUAGACCUUCAUUAGUCUCACGAUUUAUUAAACACGACUCAGUGAUAAACGAUUCACUGAGGUCAAAGGGGAAGGGAGGAGGAGCAUAUCAACACAUACAUCUGUGAAACAAGAGUUGCUCCCUGUUGGUUGUUACCAAGAAUGAAGUUCCAAUCUUUUACAUAUAGUCUGUGAUUUUGACCUAAUUUAAAAUCCUAAAAGAGUUUCUUUAUCUUCCUGACUUUAGCAUACUGAUAUUGUGAUUAUUAUUAUUAUUAUUAUUUUAUAGCUUAGUGAUACCGCUUCAUGCACACACCUAAACCUUUGCACUCUGUGUGUGAGUCAGCAAGACUCACUGGGGUUUUUAUAAAGUGCUAAUGUACGUUAGACGUGACACAUAAACGUGUUAACGUUAAUGAUUUCAUCAUAAAGCUGUAAACUGGUGUUUUGUUUAUUCUGACUUCAGUGAAAUAAACAGAGCAAAUCA
Neolamprologus brichardi is the source of this 2552-nucleotide messenger RNA. RefSeq names its product excitatory amino acid transporter 1-like. Gene Ontology annotation, cellular component: plasma membrane. The record is from RefSeq and is a predicted model, not a curated record. Lineage: Eukaryota; Metazoa; Chordata; Actinopteri; Cichliformes; Cichlidae. Gene Ontology annotation, molecular function: L-glutamate transmembrane transporter activity; glutamate:sodium symporter activity; neutral L-amino acid transmembrane transporter activity. Gene Ontology annotation, biological process: L-aspartate import across plasma membrane; L-glutamate import across plasma membrane; D-aspartate import across plasma membrane.